GCUGUGACGUCUCUCUGACGCUUCAUGUUCCGGUGACGCGCAUCCGUCGCUCUCUUCUACUCUCCGGAUCCAUCAUGGGUCGAGUCAGGACCAAGACGGUGAAGAAGGCCGCCCGGGUCAUCAUCGAGAAGUACUACACCCGUCUGGGUAACGACUUCCAUACUAACAAGCGCGUGUGUGAGGAGAUCGCCAUCAUCCCCAGCAAGAAGCUUCGCAACAAGAUCGCCGGAUAUGUGACGCACCUGAUGAAGCGGAUUCAGAGAGGUCCAGUCAGAGGUAUCUCCAUCAAACUGCAGGAGGAAGAGCGAGAACGACGAGAUAACUACGUCCCAGAGGUCUCCGCUCUGGACCAGGAGAUCAUCGAGGUGGACACGGACACCAAGGAGAUGCUCAAGCUUCUGGAUUUCGGCAGUCUGUCCAACCUUCAGGUUACCCAACCUCCUGUUGGCAUGAACUUCAAGACUCCACGCGGCGUCUAAACAUUUGUAAUAUAUCUCUUAAUAAAACUUGGGGGAAAAUAACCAA
This is a messenger RNA of Xyrauchen texanus (razorback sucker), 525 nucleotides long. Its product is annotated as 40S ribosomal protein S17. The record is from RefSeq and is a predicted model, not a curated record. Gene Ontology annotation, molecular function: structural constituent of ribosome. Gene Ontology annotation, cellular component: ribosome. Gene Ontology annotation, biological process: translation. The transcript is spliced from 5 exons. Bases 75 to 479 code for a protein of 134 amino acids. Lineage: Eukaryota; Metazoa; Chordata; Actinopteri; Cypriniformes; Catostomidae.